This is a messenger RNA of Symbiodinium necroappetens, 2130 nucleotides long. The record is from the annotation of a GenBank genome assembly. Lineage: Eukaryota; Dinophyceae; Suessiales; Symbiodiniaceae.
AUGGCUGCGUAUUCGGCACGAGUGGUAUACGGAUCUGCAAGCAGUGGAGGUCCCCGGAAGUUCCAGCAGGAUGUUCACCGUAAGCGUGGCAGCUCCGGACCUGCAGGGAGGCGGCCUGCAGAGGAACGCCAGCGGACGGAAAAGCCAGCUGGCGGUGAUCGGGCAGGAGCUUCUGCUUCUGGCGGAGUUGUCCGUCCAGGCUCGCGAACCGUCCACGAGGCUCGCCAUGGAGACUCGCAGCCAGUCCCGGUUCCAUUGAGCCGGAUCCAUGCUGCCUUGGAGCGCAGACACCUGGAGCGGGCAGCCAAGCCAAGGCGACAAGAGGAGCAAGGAGUCCAGGUGUUCAAGCACUGUGAGGAGCCUUUCCACGAAGGCUUCGAUGACCACCAGCUACGACCCGUGUCCGGGGCAGGGUCACCGCCUUCGCAGGCACAGCCGACGCAGACCUGGGAGGAUCGUCCGGAACGGGUUCGCCCAAGAACGUCUUCGAGUAACUGCGCUUCUGACGAUCGGACUGAACUGCCACCACGUCCCUCGACGCCCUGCAUGAACAGAGGCCUCGUUCACACCGAAGAGCCACCAGAGGCCUACCGGCAGCUCGCCUUCCGAUGCUCAACCGGAGCUUCCACCGCGGCCCACGACGCUGGGCAGGUCGGAUCCCUGCUCAACAACUUCGCCGAGAGUUUCCUGGAGGCCUGGAAGAGGUGUCCGCCCCGCAUCUGGAUCAGUGGGUUCUCGCAUGCACCAGCUGGAAAGUUCCUCGAACGCACUGGGAUUGUGGCCAGCGGACGUCGCAUCCGUGCGCUUCAAGUUGGCAUGAAGGCUCCAGGUGAGGCACCGCGCCAAGUUCGGCCGCCAGCCCUGAUAGUAAAGCAGCCAGCAUGCGAAGGCGAUGGAGAUGUGUCGACAAUCAAAGGCUGGUGGGAGCAACAGCGCCGCCACCGUGUGCAGCACGACGGCAGAUGGCACAGAGGCGGGGCAGAGCGAUCGGAUCUUCACGUGACAUGGGCCGUUUCUGGCGCGCAGACUGGGGAGCCUGCGUCGCCGGCAUUGUCGCCACCUCCAGAGCCACAGGCCCCAACGCCUGAGCAAACGAACCACUGGUUGCAGGGUAUGGAGUGCAGUGCCGAGCCAGAAGCAAGUACGGAGCAGCCAAGCGCGUCUCUGCAGUAUCGCGUCGUCUCUCCAGCUCGUGGUUCCGACGAGGAUGGCUCAGCUCAGUGCAUGCGUCCCAGAAGCCCAACUCCAACGAAGAUGUUGGCUUGGGGUGAGGAGCAGGACAGUACCCCAAGUGGAGGACCCUCCUCGCGGCCGCUGUACGGCUCGCCAGCGAGCGACGAAGAUGAUCCUUUUGGACGAGGGGACCAUUCCGACGGCCUGAUCAACCGGCUGAUUGAGGCCUGUCAGAUGGACGACGUUCGUCGGGCCUUUGGCAUCUACGAACGGUUGCGCCGAAUGGAAGUCCCGCUCUACGAGGGGGUCUACAAGCUUAUCAUCGAGUGCUGCACCCGCACUCAUCAGCUCGGCCAUGGCAUCCAGUUCUACGAGACGCUGAAGAGCUCCGGGCAGCGCGUCUCCUCCCGGCUCCUGAUCGUUCUGAUCGAGGCAUGUGCCAGGGAGCAGCACAGCGACAAGGUGUAUGCGCUCUGGCAGGACUCUUGCCCAAGAGGGGAUGAGAUUGAUGCGAGCCAGCGCGAAGUGUUGCUGGUGACCCUAGCAUCAUUGGUCCGCACCAUGAGCCCCGACCUAGCCCUGGAGAUCUUGCGGGACACCCUGCAGAGGUAUCGAACUGCUGUGGCCUGGCUGGUGGAGUCACAAACGCAGGUCAAGGAUCUCCUCCAGCUCGUGGUGAGCGCUGCCAGCGAGGCGCAGCUCGACCGAGCUGGGCAGUUGGGCCACGGUCUCCUCGCCAGCUACAGGGGCCUCGAGGACCUGCUUCAGUGGCUUUUAGAGGAAGCAGACCGGCAGAUGCUGGCUGUGCCAUGCAAGAACCCAGCUCUUGGCUCGGAGAGUCCCACCAGCAUCGCCACGCGACCGCCAAGUGGCCGAGCGGGCACCGGCUUUGCCGUGGAGGAUGAGAUGCUGUUAAUGGAGGACGUCGAUCUCGAUCUGGAGCUGGCUGCAAUGUGA